This is a messenger RNA of Microtus oregoni (creeping vole), 8529 nucleotides long. RefSeq names its product purine rich element binding protein G (gene Purg). Gene Ontology annotation, cellular component: nucleus. Lineage: Eukaryota; Metazoa; Chordata; Mammalia; Rodentia; Cricetidae. The record is from RefSeq and is a predicted model, not a curated record. Gene Ontology annotation, molecular function: purine-rich negative regulatory element binding; DNA-binding transcription factor activity, RNA polymerase II-specific; RNA polymerase II transcription regulatory region sequence-specific DNA binding. The transcript is spliced from 2 exons. Gene Ontology annotation, biological process: regulation of transcription by RNA polymerase II. Bases 243 to 1292 code for a protein of 349 amino acids.
GCCCGCCCUCCCCGCGGCGUCGGGCCGGUGCCCGAAUCCAGGCAGCGGCCGCAGGAGGCGCGGCGGCGGCGGUGGGCGCCGCAGGCGAUGCCCCUGCCCCGCUGCUCCGGCGGGGGGCAGAGCGCGCGGCGGCGGCGGGGAAGGAGGCGGGGGGGCGGCGGCUGCGGCGGAGGGGCCGAGAGCUGGCGGCGGCGGCGGUGGUCGUGAAGGGCAUCGAUGGCGGUGACGGAGAUGAUCUGAAGAUGGAAAGAGCCAGGCGAAGGGGAGGCGGCGGUGGCGGCGGCCGUGGCCGCGGAGGCAAGAAUGUAGGGGGCUCUGGCCUAAGCAAGAGUAGACUCUAUCCCCAGGCCCAGCACUCUCACUACCCCCACUACUCCGCGUCAGCCACCCCUAAUCAGGCUGGAGGCGCAUCCGAAAUCCAGGAGCUGGCCUCCAAACGCGUGGACAUCCAGAAAAAGAGGUUUUACCUAGACGUGAAGCAAAGCUCCCGGGGCCGCUUCCUAAAGAUAGCUGAAGUCUGGAUAGGGAGAGGCCGGCAGGACAAUAUCAGAAAGAGUAAACUGACCCUCUCCCUAUCGGUGGCCGCGGAGCUGAAGGACUGUCUAGGCGAUUUCAUCGAACACUAUGCCCACCUGGGCCUGAAAGGCCACAGGCAAGAGCAUGGCCAGAGCAAGGAGCAAGUCUCCAGGAGGCGGCAGAAGCACUCUGCACCCUCUCCACCAGUGUCGGUGGGGUCCGAAGAGCAUCCUCACAGUGUCCUCAAAACAGACUAUAUAGAGAGGGACAAUAGGAAAUACUACCUAGACCUAAAGGAGAAUCAGCGAGGUCGUUUCCUGAGGAUUAGACAAACCAUGAUGCGGAGCACUGGCAUGAUAGGUUAUUUUGGCCACAGUUUGGGUCAGGAACAGACUAUUGUCCUCCCAGCACAAGGAAUGAUUGAAUUCCGCGAUGCCUUGGUUCAGCUGAUUGAAGACUAUGGUGAAGGAGAUAUAGAAGAACGAAGAUGUGGAGAUGACGAGCCACUUGAACUCCCCGAGGGGACCUCUUUCAGAGUGGACAAUAAAAGGUUCUACUUUGAUGUGGGCUCUAAUAAAUAUGGAAUUUUCCUGAAGGUAAGUGAGGUGAGGCCACCUUACCGUAAUACUAUUACUGUUCCCUUCAAAGCUUGGACAAGGUUUGGGGAGAAUUUUAUCAAGUAUGAAGAAGAGAUGAGGAAAAUUUGCAACAGCCAUAAAGAAAAGAGAAUGGAUGGCAGAAGGGCCAGUGGUGAAGAACAAGAAAGCCUCGACUAGCGUGACAUUGAACUCCAUCAGGCAAAAUUUAAAAAUCACUAAUUGGCUAAAAAAAAGUACUGAUCCGUAAUCAUUUGAAGAAGUUUUUCCUCUUUUUGGGCCCCUUGUUAUUAGUGAUACCUCUAAUAGUUUAUACUUCAAGAAGUCUGAUUCUCAUGUUAUGUUAUCCAUAGCUCACUAUACCCCUCAUGGGAAUUCCAGCAUCCCCAGGGCUAAAUAGUUUAGCUGCUUCAACUGCUGCAGACGAUUGAAGUAUGCAGAUCAGCACAGAGUGAGACAUUCUGACCUUUAAACACCAUAGCUGAGAUUUACAUUGCACUAUGACAUGACCCUGAAAAUAAUGCAUAUACUUAACUAUGAAAAGUGUGAAUUUCUGUUUAACAAAUCCUCGCCCCGAAGGAAGUCCCACUCAUACUUGGUUAGAAGCCGCCAAGUUUACCUGUAGACAGUUACCACAGAAAUAGAAAUUGACCUCAAGUAUAGUAUAUGUCUAGCAAAGUAGGGAUAUGUUCAUUGGGUAACUGGAUAUUAACUAGUACCAGUCUAAAAGAUCAACUCUUACUAGAUAAUUAAACCUUUAAGAUAUUAUAUCAUAUUUCUUAACAGUUACUAUAUAGAGUGUUCAAUAAUUUCAAAUUUUGUGGUAACCCUACAGUUUUAGUUGCCGUAUCAAAGCCAUGGAAAGGUUUUAAUGGAUUAUUCCAAGCUAGUUACAAUCUCAUUUGUUUCCUAUACUACGUAUUUUAUUGGCUUUCCAAAGUUUUGGGAAUUACAUUUAUGUCGCUGUGGAGAGGGAGGCUUUACCCAGUGGCUUUGUAUGGAAAUUUUGAUGUUUUAGCCUUUCAUGGUAAUUUGCAGUCGUUUUUCCUUAAACUCUGUCAUGGACUUUCAAAGUGUUGUAUUUUAUGCUUCCCUACUCAUGUAUUUCAUAGGGUUGGCGCAGCAGCUGAGUGAUGUAAAGAUACAUCUCCUAAUAUAUUUUAGUAGCACUUUAACAUUUGCUGCACUUAAAGACCGUGUCAAACUCCCAGUAUAAACCUGGUAUUGAUACAGAUACUUUAACUCCAGAAGAAAAACCCUUUUUUGCUGAGAAGAAAAAAAAAACAAAAAGCAAAAAAGCAUUUAGAAUACAAAAUUACAGUCUGGGAAAUAUAAUAUUUGGAAAUAAGAUUGAUUCUAAACAUCUCAAAGGAAAAUUCAGGCAAUUUCCAAGGUGCUCCUUACUUAGGAUUCCUAAAGAGGUUUAUUCUAUACAAGACGUAUCCAUUUGUCUGUAUUAAAAAUCACUUUCUAGAAAGUGCCACCUGAAUUUUUAAACACUCAAGCAAUUUUUAAACAAAUGGGUAUAGAAUAUACAUGUAUCAACACCCCUUAUUAUCUGACUGAAAUUUCAUCUGUCGAGAUACAUUUGAUUCUGAAACUGUGUUUUGUUCUGGGAUUGGUUACUGCCCCACCGUAAGUCCCUAUAAUCAUUUUUCAGCGACGACACUCAUUUCAGCUCCCCAAAUACAGUUCUCAUUGAUGAGAGCUGGCUGCAAGGAUUGAAGUCAGAAUGUGGCUUUUCUGUGCUCUAAGGAAUUCAGAAUUGAUUUUUAACAAUUUUCCCUCCAGAACUUUUUCCCAAACAUGUUAUACUUGGGUCACUAAGGAAACUAUGAAAUGAAUUAAGAAAAUUGAUUUCAUUGGUUUACAUUACUGAAGAACAAGCAGCUAGUAACCCAGACAGACACACAUAGUGGUGUUGGUUGCAGGUAAUAUUUGACAUUUUUUGAAGUACUGUGAUGGAAUCUCACUCAGUUUAUUAUCAUCCUGACCAUCUGGAUCACUUUGGAACACCUGAAGGUUAGAAGAUAAUGUUAGUUCUAAAGUUAAUAGCACAUGGUGGGUGUUGCAGCUAUAAAAGUAGCAAGGAUUCUUAAACAGUCCUAACUGUAAAAUAACGUAUUCUGUAGGCUUGCUAAAAGUAGCUUGGGGUAUAUGAAGGAGUGGUGUGCACUUGAAUUACUGUACUACUGAUUGUUGUUGCUGCCCAUCAUAGUGCCUAUUAAUAGUAAUCAACCUGUCAGAUUUCGGCAAACUGGAGCUGUGAAGAUUCCAUUAUUCAAUUGUUCUAUCACUAUUGCUGUGAGUGGAUACACUCAUAAAAUCUUAUCUUCCUUUUUAAAAUAUCUAUCCAUUAGGACCAACUGAUUUCUUUUUGAUUUUUAGUCUGAUAAGGUUUGAGUGUGUAUAUACCUACAUGUAUGCAUACACACAGUACUAUGUCAGACAUGAAGAUAAAUAUAUUUAAUUCACUGUAUAUACAUAUUAUUAGCUUCAUUUCACAUUAAUUAUUUAAGUAAAGAACUAGUUAAAUAGCCAGAUUUUCUAUGUUGUAUGUAUACUUCAAAGUCCUCGCCAUCUCAAAGCUACUCAAAUUGGGUAGAUACAUAUAUACUGGCAAUUGAACACACUUUAGAAUCACUAAGACUUUUACCAAUCCUUUGUUUGCCUUUAUGUAGUUAUUAUAUUCAUUGAAAAAUGGUAUGAUGAUGUGAUUUUUUUUGAUACUUAAAAUUCCCAAGAGUUCAUUAGCCAUAAUUAAGUGUGAUCCAGUUCAAACAUCUGGAUUUAGGAUGUGUAUUGCCAUGUAUCGUAUAAGCUACUACUAUUUUUAUCUGUGCAAUAUAAAUUUUAUUUAUUGUCAUUUGUAACGUAAAUGGAGCUGCAAAUGUACAUGGUUAUUCUUCAAAAUAACAGGAUCCUUGCCUUGAAGGCAUUAAACUCUUAAGGAAACUGGAUGUUCGAAGUAAAAAAAAGAGCAUUGAAGUUAGUAGCCAAAAUUAGUAGUUCACUGUAUAAUGCUAAAACCUUGAUGAUGUUUGCACAUAGUAAUCGAGCAUAAUGUGGACAGACUCAAACUGUCAUGAUAUAAGCUAAUAGUAUAAAAUCUGGAAACGGGUUCCUCAGUAGUUGGCAGCGUGCUCCUAGCAAUUGAAAGCAGCACGAGCGUGCCGCUUAUAUGCAAAAGAUGCAAUGUAUUAUAAAGAUACUCAAGUUCUGCCACAUUGUAUUAUUUUCCUUCUUAAAGCCCCAAACUGCCAUGUCCCUUAAACUUGAGUCAAACACAGGCUUAUUUGCACUAAAGAGCAUGGCCAAAAAAAAUAAGUAAAUAAGUGACAGGGUGGAAAAGCUAUUUAGAGCCUCUUGAAAUAAUUGGCUCUGAUGGGAGAAUUUCACAUUUGUCUAUUUGAAAGCUAUAUGGUCCAGGCAGACAAUCUGUCAGUUCACUAAUUUAAUAAUGCACUUUACCUUUUGUAUAUAGAAGAUGUACAUUUACGCCACUUGGCAGGCCGGACGUGUUUCAGUAACUACGUAGUUAGAAUCUGUAGGGUGAUCUCUUGCAUGCAUAUGUUUGUGUAAGAACUAUUGUAACAGGUUCCCAUGAAGUCGGUGUGAUGGAGAAGGGCAGAAGAUGCUUUUAAAACAUAUCUCAUUUAACAGGAAUUUUAAAGUAGAUUUCAUAUUUGUAUUAAGGACUAGAAUAAUAUCAAACUAUUCCGAAUCCAGAUUAGUGUUGCAGUUCAGACUAUAUCUGCUUGAGGCUUCCCGUAAUAGUCUAAAAAUGAAAUUGGGGAAUCUGGUGAGAUAACUUUUUUAAUGAUUCUGUUUCAUUGUUAAAAUGUGUUUUAAGUUACUAAUAAAAAGACAGUACAUGUGACAGCAUUAGAAUUGAAAGUACCACCGUACUUUAAGAUCACCAGACUAAAGAAAUAAAGUUUCAAGUAAGGAAUAUAAAGAGCUUUAUAAGUUGCUAAAUAAAUAGGAUAUUUUAAAAUCUGCGAAAGUAUUAACCUUCACCAACUUAAAAGGGAACUGGGGGAUUUGGUGUAUCCUUCUACCCUGAACACAGUUGAAGAUGUAUAUUUGAAAACUAGAUAAUUGUUGCUUAAUAAUAGGUUGUAUGUGCUUUACUGAGAAACACUGUGUACUAACAAUUCAUCAAGAGUGUGCUAUAUUUAUUGCAUUCAUUUUAUAUCUAUAGAUAAGAAACAUUAUAUAUAGUCAUCUUAUCUUAAUAUAAUCAUGUAUUUAUAUUGUAAUUUUGCAAAUAUUUUCAGUAAAAUAAACAUUUAUCUGAGCUGCACAAUUUGAAGAGGAUGGAUUGGGCUAUACUCUCAGAUAGUCAUUUUUAAUCAGCAGCAACCAUUGAAAACUGAUGUAUUUAUUGUCAUUCCUUUACAUUUGUUUUAUAGAUUAUUUAAUAUUUAAAAGAACGAGGCUUCAUUUGAAUUUUAAUUGGUUUUCUGAAAAAUGAGAUUUUUUUUAUGUAAGUUUUUUUCUUGCUUCCUUCCAAGUGUCUUUUACUGAAACCAUAAAAUCCUCUUCCAAACUUUAGGUAAGGGCUUUGGUGAGUUGCCACCUAGUCUGAAAUCUGUCUUUACCCAAACAUCAAACAUCUUUGGCAAGGUGUUUUGUCAAAAGAAGAUAAGAUUAAUUCUGUGCCUCCAGAAUGGUACAGAUAAAAAAUUUUGUCAUUGCGAGAUAAGAUUUAUUGAAAUCUUUCUGAUGUUUCCUUAGCAAUGUCUUGGCUUCUUGGAGAAAUUGUGGCUAAUGGCUAGCUCAUCAAAGGAAGUGAAUACAGAAUUAGCAUACUGUUGAGACAGUAUGUAGUCUACAGUAUUGUCGCCCUGGAGUACAGGAAAAAUGUGUUUCCCAAUUCAGUCUUGUAUGAAAAUUGGGUUUUAAAUCACAGUAAGUCUGCCAUAAAGGAAAUAUGGUCAAAUAUGCAUAGGUAGAUCUUACAGAAAAUUUUUACUAUUCUCUCGUAUAAUGGAAAAAGUCAGUCUUUGUUCCUAAUCUGUUCAGACAUUUUCAGUCAUUUAAAUUUAUUUUACUAAUAAGUUUUAACAUUUUUAAUGGGGAAAAAUAUUCAUAUAGUACCAGGUUUAUGGGACUGAGGAUGUAGUUUAGUUGAUGCAAUGUUUGCCUAGAAUGAAAAAAGCCCUGGGUUUGAUUGCAACACCACAGGUCACACAGCAACACUGGGGAGAAGAGGCAGGAGGAACAAAGUUCAAGGUCAUCCUCGACUGCUUAGCAACUCUGAGGAUAGCCUGAGCUACAUGAAACUCUGUCUCCAAAAUAAUAAUAAUAAGUACAGCAAAAAGUAGCAACUAGUGUUAUCAAUUUCUUGAGUUUCAUUUUAGAGUCAUGUGCAAACAUGUGUGUGCAUAUGUUCUUUUUAAAUGCUUAAACAUAUUCACCUUCCAAUACAUGACUAUCAACUUUAGGUCUGGCAUUUAAGGAAUUUUUUUCCUUUUUACUAAAUGUCAUGUUUUAUUUGGUUAGCACAUCAUUUAGUUUUUAUGUCAUACAGAAAAGACAUCAAGAAAAUAGUAUGUAAAUCCAUUGCUAUUGACUUAGAUUACAAAUGUCUGUGUUUAUUUUCAGUGUACAAAUAUGCAGUUUCACAUCCUAGUCCUUUCCCAUACCUAACCACCUCACCUUCCAUAUCACCCUAUUUUCCUCUCUCAAAAACUAUUGCUGUUUUCUCCCGAAGUAACACAUUAGUUCUUGGGGAUCAGGAUAUUAAAUAAUAUAGCCAAGUGGUGCGUGAGGUUAACUGUGUUCUCUAAUGAAAAGCACUGAUAUUUAAAAGCUUUAACAAAUGAUAGCUUUUGGUUUUUACUAACUGUGCUACUGUUUUUCAUCCAAAGACCUUGUCAUUAUGAGUACAUGAGCUUUAGAACUGCCGUGAAAGAUUUUAUGUCAUGGCUUUGUUGAAACUCCUUGCGUUAUUAACAUGAAAUAUUUAUUUGUAUAAGAAAGGUAUAAAGUUGAUUUAACAGCUCUUCAAAUCCAAGAUUCCACAAAGAAACAGCACUGUUGCUAAUCAUUUAAAGCACUAAUUCUUCUGUUUGUUUGUUUCUUGAAUUUGUUUUGGGGUGUGUGUGUGUGUGUGUGUGUGUGUGUGUGUGUGUGAUGGGUCUGGGGAACUGAGGGCCAAGCCAGUGCUGAGCAAGCACUUAGCCACUGAGCCACAUUCCCAACCCUGAGAAAGUUGGGCCUUUUUUUUUUCACCUUGUUUUUUAAUGCCCUAGAGUCUGUCAGAAAUCCUGGGACUAUGAUGAUUUGGGGGUAACUCAGGAAGAGGCCAUGAGUACAGCUAAGUCACCUGCUGGACGAAUGUGGCAGAGCAGAUGGAACUGUUGGAAAGGAAGGUUAGACCAAAGGGAACAAGUGGCGAGUGUUAGACUACUCCAGUAGCUCUCCCACGGUCCUGGGGGGAUGGGGACGGAACUCGUGUUCAUCAGGUGUGCGUUAUCAGACCCCUUCUCUUUUCUGUUGACUACCCAGAAAAGGAAAGAAAAAACCUGAAACAUUAAAUAUUUUGCCCUUGCAUCCCUCAGUUUUAUAAGAGAAAGCAACCAGGGUAAAAGAUCUAACAGAAUUAGAAAUACAUCCUAAACAUGGAUUGAGGGAUUCUUUUUUAAUUAUUUUUAUUUUGUGUGCAUUGAUGUUUUUAUCAGCAUGUAUGUCUGUGUGAGGGUGUCAGAUCCCCUGGAACUGGAGUUGCAGACAAUUGUGAGCUGCCAUGUGGGUACUGAGAAUUGAACCUGGUCCUCUGGAAGAGCAGUCAGUGCUCUUAACCACUGAGCUAUCGUUCAGCCCCGGAGGGAUUCUUUUAAUAGGUUGGUAUUGGCAAACUUUCUGAGAACAAAAUAUGAAAACUGUGGAAAGGCACGGUUUAAACUUUAUAGUAGUAUCUGUGCGGUUGGCAUAAUUUGCUGUUCAGGAGAAAGAUAGUGUCAGUAGGCAUGAUCUUUUAAACAUUUUAAAAUCAUGAGAGAAUUGCAUCGUAUUUAAUGACUAACUCACCAUCCUUUGUUGGAUCUGUAAAGUUGGCCAAGAUCUUCAUAAAUUGUUUAAACUUAAACGGUGUGUUCACAUUUCUCUGUAUUUAUAGAGAAUAGACCCAAAAAAGGCAAAUUCAUCUUUAAAAAUUGUGUUUAAAUUUAAUGCAAAAUUAUUAGUAAUUUUUGAUUUCUAGUUAGAGUUCCCUUGAAGUUCUUGAUAAAUCAUCCUUUCUAAAUUUUAUCUUGUUCAUGUUUCCUUUGUGAAAAUUGUUUGUUUUUGUUGGAUACAGCGACAGCCACCAACACGCUGACUGCAGUAGUCACUGCGGCAGGGAAGGUGCUUCCUUAUACGAGCAUGAUGAAAAUAGCUUGUUCAAAUAAAAGUGUCUCUUAAGAUUGAC